Molecule: messenger RNA, 580 nt
Organism: Aspergillus heteromorphus CBS 117.55
Lineage: Eukaryota; Fungi; Ascomycota; Eurotiomycetes; Eurotiales; Aspergillaceae
Exons: 2
Coding region: 1-468 (155 amino acids)
Source: RefSeq, a predicted model, not a curated record
AUGUCUCCCGAUGGCGAUGACGGAGAGUACGAACUGCAACAGCGACGGUCGUUGGUCGAGCGAUGGGCGUCUGCCGAGCAGAGUUUCCGGGACGCCUAUCACGCCCGAGCCCCAACCCCAGACUCCCCGACAGAAUACCUCCCCGCCGCCCUCCAUCGCAUUAUAGAGACAAGCCAACCCAACGGAGGCAGGAUCCUCUGCCUCGCCCCCGUCGACCGCCUCACCAAUCCCAUCAACUACACCCGCGGGCUCAAGUUCCAAAUCAUGCUCUACCGCCUCGACGGCACCUGCGGUGACCCCGGAAGAAUGGACAUGGAUGCCCCCAUCCUUGAUAUUCUUGAGACGGCCCUCGACCUAUGUGAGAUGCAUCAGAUGGAUGGUGAUCGGGAGCAGUUUGCGGAGGAUAUCGAGCUGUAUGCUCCUGGGUAUUUGGAGAUGGAGGCGCAGGGGCGCGCGGGCGGAAUAUGAUAUGUCGUGGUUGCGAGAUGUUUUGAUUUUUGAUUGUUGAUGGUGUGGUUGGAUACCUGAGAAUGUACAUUGAUCGAUCCCUAAUGGUAGUCUGACGGAACGUCCAGAUCAG